ACUGGUGUCACUUGCAAGACAGCGUCACACAGCGUUAUCAAGUUAUCACUUGUGUCGUCUGCACUACAUAAAGACAGUCUUGACGUUUGGAUUGACAUUUUAUUCUUCUAUUUUAAUUCAUUUAUUCUCUUAAUCAUGCCUAAUAUUGUUAAUGAAAUCAAGUUAGACUUCAAGGAUGUUCUAUUGAAACCAAAACGGAGCAUUCUGAAAAGUCGAUCAGAUGUCAAUCUCUUCAGGGAAAUUACGUUUAAGAAUUCAAAAAGAACUUACAAGGGAAUUCCGCUGAUAGCUUCAAAUAUGGAUACAGUCGGGACCUUUGAAAUGGCGAAAUCAUUGUAUAAGCAUGGAGUGUUCACUGCCAUUCACAAGUACUACACGGCGAGCGAGUGGAGCGAGUUCGCGAAGGAGUGUCCCGAGGCUGUUUCGCAAGUGGCUGUCAGCUGUGGCUCGGGUGAGGCGGACUUCCAAAAUCUGAAGGAGGUUCUCGAAAAAGUUGCCGAGAUCCAGUUCAUCUGUCUCGAUGUGGCCAAUGGAUAUUCUCAACACUUUGUCGAGUUUGUCAGAAGUGUCAGGGCUGCGUUUCCGUCUCACACAAUUAUUGCAGGAAAUGUUGUAACUGGAGAAAUGGUGGAAGAACUCAUUCUGUCUGGAGCUGAUAUUGUCAAGGUGGGUAUUGGACCAGGAUCUGUUUGUACAACAAGAAUCAAAACUGGAGUUGGGUAUCCUCAGCUGAGCGCUGUUAUUGAAUGUGCCGAUGCUGCUCAUGGUCUUCAGGGACACAUCAUUUCUGACGGGGGCUGUACCUGCCCGGGUGAUGUGGCGAAGGCUUUUGGAGCGGGAGCGGACUUCGUGAUGCUGGGGGGCAUGUUGGCGGGACAUGACCAGUCCGGGGGGGAAGUGCACCACAAGGCAGAUGGAACCAAGGUGAAGCUGUUCUAUGGCAUGAGCUCUGCAACCGCCAUGAAGAAACGCGCGGGUGGGGUGGCUGAUUAUAGGACGUCUGAAGGUAAGACCGUGGAAGUGCCUUACCGUGGUGAUGUGGAGGCUACAAUUCUCGAUAUUCUGGGAGGUCUGCGCUCCGCCUGCACCUAUACGGGAGCCGAAAAACUGAAAGAGCUACCUCGUCGCGCCACUUUCAUCAGAUGCACCCAACAGGUCAACAGCUGUUUCAACUAGUAGCCAACCCGACAUUGUCAAUGAUUCUCAACAUUUUGUUGUUGACUAAGGCUAUCAUUUGCACAAUUGGAUAUUUACUCAUGAAAUCAACGCAUAGAAUAACAUAGAUUAUUAUUAUUAUCAAAAAUCGAACAGAACUUCCAGAAAAUGAACCUAUAAAAUCAGCGCUUAAAAACAACUUAUUUGCAGAAAUUGAAUAUUUACUCAUAAAAUUAAUGCAUAUAACAACACAUCUUAUAUGCAGAUAUUAGCAGUAUUUCAUGAUAUCAAUGAAUAUAACACCAGAACUUAAGCGCUUUUAAAUCACUUCCCGAUUGAUGUUAGGUAGAAAAAUAAUAAUAAGUGAUUUCCAAUUUGUGUCUAGUUUAUUUUUAAACUGAUUCUCUGUCGAUUCAAUUUCAUGUUAUAUUUGUAUUCCAUGCCGAUAUAAAUGAAAAUAUAACAAUAUUUAUGUAUCAUUCAUUAUAAAUAUUUUAUAAUUUACAAACUCAUUUGUGAACCAAUUUGAGCAUUUGAUGCAAAUGUCUAGUCUCAAGCAAAAUGUUCUUUCCCCAAACCCACCAAUAUGUAACUAUUUCCAUAUUCAUGUAUCAUUUAUUGUAUGUAUUUACCCAUUCACCUACGUUAUAUGAAACCAAUUUCAACGUUUGAUACUUUUAAAAAAAUAGCCAUAAGCUUCCUAUCAUAAAAUUCCUGAUAUAAUAUGUUUUUUUAUAAUUAUAUCCAUCAUAUAAGCUUAAUACUGGCCAAAAAUGAACAGAUUUUUAAUAUUCCUAAGCUUCUCAUUGUAUAUAUGGUUGUUUGAAAGUACGAGCCAAAGUAUAGAAAACUAGCUCAUACUAGCAGAUAAUGCAUAUGUAUGAAAUAACUAUUAAAAAUAUACUAUUGGAAUUUAAUCUUGGUUGGUGGGUAUAAACGUAAUCAAUGCACAAAUAAUUGUAUUUCUUAUAAUUUCAGUAAAUCUAUAUGUUUUAAAUAUUAUUUUUUGGUUGUAUCAUGUUUGGGAAUAGUGAUUAGACCUUGAGCUAAUCAUUUUAAACAAAGUCAAAAGUCUCUGAAUACGAAUUGUGAAUCAUUGCCAGUCUUUUGAACUCGGUAGUGUAAUUUAGAAGAUACUUUGAGUUGUAUUGGUGGAUAUUCAAACUUGAGAUUGUAUGUCAUUCCAAUAAUUCUCCAAGAAUCUUACGAUUCCUUUGUGGAUCAAUUUCAAUGUAAUUUUUUUGGAUAGUUGGUCAAUCGUAUGCUGUUCUAGUUAUGAAUAGAAUUUCUUUAGUAGGCAUGCGUUAAGUAAUUUAUUGAAAUAAAACACACAAAUCUAUUCAAUCGUACAUUUAUUUAUGGUAUAAGAUCAUGGUUUCGUAGAAGUCAGUCAUCAGCUUGAUUAUAAGACCUGUGUGGCCACGAAACCCUAGUCCUGUACCAUAAAUAGAUGUACAAUCGAUAUGUGUACGUUUUAUUCCAUAAUUUAGUGAAUUUUAUUGGUGCUUUACUUAGAUAAUGCUGUACUAAUCAUUUAAUCUAGUCGAGAUUGACUUGGUCACUAAAAACGUGAUUAGUCAUUUUGUUACAAUGAAAUUAACUCACAACGAGCGUUGAAUUCAACGGAAGCUAUUCUUGGUUUAUUAGUUUUUCUUGCUCAUCGAAAUCAGCUCAAAAGAUUGUAAUUUUUGCUCUUACAAACUCAUUAUUUGAAUCUCUUUAUUAUGGAAUGAAUCGAUCUGUCUCAGGAAAGUAUUAUCCAAUUUCAUUUGAAAGGGUUGAUGAUCUUCAUACUUUGGUCUGGCAUUGUCAAAUUAACGAAUGGAAAACUAUUCCUAUCUUAUUAGAUUUUGUGUAGAAUAAGAAAAUCCAACUGUUCCACCAAAUGAAUACAUUUUAUAAUUAAUGAUUAAAUCGGUUGUAAUAAAAAGCUUCCAAGCAAGUAUAUUGCUCGAAAAUUUAUUAGGAACUUGAAAUCCUUUGGUAUUUUCAAAGCUGUUGCACAAAUUCUAGUUCAAGUGGAGCACAUAUUUUUCGUUUAAGACUCACAAUUAUUAGUUAGUUAGGAUUCAAAUACUUGUAUGUCUCUCUGGUUGACAUAUGUACAAGCUUUAGAUUUAGUUAAUACAAUAAUAAGUUAAUAGGUGAGCUGUUCCCAAUUACAUAACUUCCUAUAACCAUAAUUAAUCCUCGUUAUUGAAUUUUGUUUUUAACAUUGUAAGCAAUUAUAAAAUUACAUCUCCUAUUAUAUUCUGAAUUUGAUUAAUUUUUUAUUAUUAUUUUGAAUGUGAAUUCUAAUUUGUAUUUUUAUCAUUAUCUUUACUAGUAAAAAUUUGAAUAAUAUUGUAUAAGUUUUCCGGUUUUAUAUCGUGUACUGCCUCAUUAUGAUAAUUAGAUUGCAUCACUUCCAAUGGAGCUUGAGAUAGUAAUGUUUUGAAAAUCUUGCAUUAUAUUGCAAGUCCGUUAGUGGAAUCUCUGUACGCUUAACUAGGAUGAUAAAAAUUAUGUACAUAUUGAUACGUAACAUGUACUAGUUACUAGUGUAUUACAGACUAUUCACUAAGUGUCAGGCCUUUUGUAUAGUAUAGCAUCAUUACCAAAGCGGUAAUGAAUGAUGCCGGGUUAUUCAGUGUUGAUAAUUGAAAGAAUUUUGUCUCAAUUAUGUUUAUUUAAUAUUUUUAAAAACAUAUGAGAUUGGUUGGAUCAUUUUAUCCUUUGAAUUAUAAAAAUUACGUUUCUAAUUUGUUCGGAAUUGGAAGCCUGAUGUGACUAUUGAAAUUUCUCCAAGAUUUAGAAUUUAUUAUUUAACAGAGUUUUAAAAUGUUUAUUUGGCUAAGGUAUAGUAAUACUGAAGAAGUAAUAUAGGUGAACCCAGAUCACAUUUUCAAAUGUACGAAAAUCUAUCAAUGUUAAAUGUCACUAUUGAUAACUUCAAUAUUUCAUUCAGAAUUAUCAUUAACUUUGUUAUUACCAGAAACAGAAGAAUUAAAGAUGAUCAUCCCUAUCAAGGAAAAUACCAUCAUAAAUUACAAAACUGUUAACAAUAUUUUUACUAAAACAAAAUAAUUAGAAUCAAACGUUCAAUUAGAAUGUAAUUAUUGAUACACGUUCUAUAUUUUAUUCAAGUUCCAACUUCAUAUUUUCUGUGAAAUCAAUUUUUUUAAUGAUAUUUUUUGGUAAUUUUGAUUAUGGGUUUAACUGGUUAGGUUCGUCUCCUUGAUAACUUAGUCUUCUCCUCAAAACACUAAUUGAAAUAAUCUUGUUCACUAACAGACUAAAUUGUUAAUAUUUAUUGAUAGUAAGGAAAUCACAGCAUGCUUAUUACCUUCAGUAAUAAGAACAAAUAUCUACCGUCAGGGACCUAUUGCAUGUUAGAAUGCAAGCUAAUAGUUUAAUAUUUUAAUAGCCAGAUGACUACUGAUAUUAUUAGUUUGUAUUUUAUCAUGCAACAAGGCCCUGUUUGUACAAAUAUUAAUCAUUUUUUCAAUACUUUAGCUACGACAUAGCAGUGAAUAAUAUCUAUUAGCUUCUACAUUGUUUAGCACUUGCCUUGUCAUGUCUAAGUAUUGAAAAAGUGAUCAUUAACAAGCAUUUAGUAAUGAGAAGUGAAAUUGAAGAACAAAUAUCAACUUAUUAAUUAAUCUAUAGUGUCCAUUGUUUAAGUAUUCAUCUUAAUUUUAAAAAUAUUAAAAUUCAAGUAUUAAAUUAAAUAUUAAAAUUUGUUGUGUUAGUUUCAUAAGGUAGAACUACUGGUACCGUAAUAGGAAAUAGAUUUACUGAAAUUUUCACAUAUUUAAUCAAGACUGUUUUUAGAAGUAAACAAACCUCAAAUCCAAGCAUUAAUGUUACAACAAUUAAUUAUUUCCUUUAUUUCAGUUUAACUUUUACUUCCUAGGAAUAGAUAAAUUGCCCUAAAAAUGAAGAAAUCGUUCUUUAUGUUUUCUAUUAUUGUUAUUUUCUUAUUAUAUGUUGCAGAAUCUAUUAUCUUUCUCUCUUAAUCCUCAUUGAAUAUAUUCGCAGCUGGAAAAAUUAUUCUUCAUUUUUAAUUUCGAAUUAUCAAUGUUAGCGAUCUUACUUCCAUGAAUGUGAUUUGCUAGUGGAUCGGAGAAAGUCCCUUUAACAUUAUAGUGAAAAUUAUAAAUGUAUUUCAGUUGACUUUCAUAAUUCAUAUCAUUAUAAUUCAAGUAUAAUUUAAUAUUAAUGUUCAAAGGAUCUCCUCUAAGCCUGCAGUCAACUGGUAGAAUCCUCUAAUGCCGCAUCUACAUGUUGGCCCAGUUAGCUGACCCAGCUUGCAAUGUGCUCAGUGCCCAAUAAAGGCCAGCGUCCAUCCACACAUUGGCGCUGGUCGACAUUGACCUUUGGGCCAACAUGCAGAUGUGGCAUAAAAACAAUGUGAAACGCACAAUCAAGAAGAUGAAACAAUUUGUAGAAGUUGAUUGAAUAAAUAAAUCUACAAACAUGCUGUCGCCGUCGUCUAUCUUAAUACAUCAUUUUUCCGAUUAAUACCGAUUUUUAUUACAGGAAACCAACAUGAAAUUUAGUCAUAUACACUUAAAGGUUAAAUGGACAUUCAAAUUAUUGUAUUCGAAUAAUUUACAUUACAAUUUAGAACUAAUUCUAAAUAUUGUUAGAAUUUUUAUUGUUGAAAAAAUCAAAAUAUUUUUGUGUUAAUGUUUAAGGAGAUGAAAAAAUAAAGCUAUUUUUGAAUUUA
Molecule: messenger RNA, 5866 nt
Organism: Nilaparvata lugens (brown planthopper)
Lineage: Eukaryota; Metazoa; Arthropoda; Insecta; Hemiptera; Delphacidae
Product: GMP reductase 2
Exons: 7
Coding region: 136-1176 (346 amino acids)
Biological process (GO): nucleotide metabolic process
Cellular component (GO): GMP reductase complex
Molecular function (GO): GMP reductase activity
Source: RefSeq, a predicted model, not a curated record